This is a messenger RNA of Symbiodinium necroappetens, 1107 nucleotides long. NCBI's taxonomy places the organism in Eukaryota, Dinophyceae, Suessiales, Symbiodiniaceae. The record is from the annotation of a GenBank genome assembly.
AUGGGCAUGCAUGGUCUGCGGCUCCAAAUCUCAAAGGGUCCUUGCGAUCCUUGCUCUCGUGGGGUUGGCCCCUUGUGGCCUACAACCUUGACAAGAGGUGGAGGCAGGAUGGCAGUGUCACGGAGGCCACCGCCGCCGAGCUGUCCCCCACCACCUGCACCUCCCGACGUGUCUUCUCGGGCAAAACAGGCCCUUGCAGCUGCAGCUGCACGUCAGAAACUUUCUCCGGAAACAAGCAUGCCGAGCCGCGUGCUUGACAGGACCAGCCGAAAAGAGCAUUUCAAGAAAGAAUUGGAGGAGCAGGGACGAAAAGGUAAGGAUGUGUCGCACAAGAUUGCUGAGGUUUUGGCAGCUGCGCGCCAGCGCAGAGCCUGUGAGCCACUGAGUCCACGUGAAGAGCUGAAGCGUCGUGCUGAGCAGGCCUUAAAGGCUGCAAAGUACCGCGGCGCAUCACCAGAAACCAGAAAGAGGUAUGAGGUCGAACAGGCCUUCGGGGAUCGAGCGAGCAAAGCUCUCUCAGAGGCACUGGCACGACAAUCCGGCGAUCCUGCGGCUGAACGAGUACUCGUGGGAGCACCAGUUGAACAAGAACUCGCAGCCUGGGAUUCUGUCGAAUAUCACAUGCCUGAGGACAUCGGGAUGUGGGACGAGGCACACUACGCAGAUCCGGAGUUCGGGCACUGGAUGGGCGAGGUGAUGGAGGUGGGAUGUGCUGUUGCUGACCCUGACUCGUCCGAGGGAAUGCUCCCAGAGGAGUGCUACAACUCUGUUGCUUGGGUGCAGGACACAACAUCUGCUGGUUACACCAGAACUUGGGGCAUGGAGGGAUCCGAAGAAUGCGCAGGCCACCCUCGUCCCUCCAUAGGGAGCAGUCUGAGAGGUGCGAACCAUUCUCAGUGGGCAUCUAAGCGGCAUGGCGGCCAUGCGCGGACAGAGGAGUCCGAAGUGCGAGCCUGGGCAGAGACGACAACGGCUGCCUCAAGCAAUCGUUCCGUGGCGUCGGCCGCUGACUCCAACUCCGAAACCGGACAAGUUCACGAAGAUGCAGACGAUGACGCAGACGAGCUGCUGGCCAGCUGCUUCAGGUCUGUCACAGGAGCGACUUGA